AUGAAGAAUAAACCUCCAAAGGAUCAAGAAUAUCCAAAAUAUAACACCACGGUGGGUAUGAAGCUUCAGUGUGGUGCAGAGUACAUGGAAGCUGAGCCAUUCAUUGAUCAGCGUUGGGAUCAGAAUUUUGGAGUCAGAUUAUCAGGUGGCCCCAGCCGCUGUGAAGGAUGGGUGGAGGUUUACUACAACAAGUCCUGGAUGAGAGUUGUUAGUGAAUCCUGGAGUGACAAAGAGGCCACAGUGGUGUGCAGACAGCUUGGCUGUGGCUCCAGGACUCAAAGUCCAAACCCAUCACAAUACAAAAGGGGAAAUAGAACUGAGUGUCUAAAAGGCCUUCAGUGCUCAGGGAGUGAAGAACAUCUGGGGAACUGCAGCCUUCAAAUCCAGGAAUUCAAAUGUGGAGACAACAUUGAUGCAGCAGUCCUAUGUGCUGAUCAGUUUGCCCUCAGGCUGGUAAAUGGAACAAGUGUCUGUGAUGGAAGAUUAGAGAUAUUCAGCAAUGGAUCCUGGGGGACAGUGUGUGAUGAUUCCUGGGACUUACCAGAUGCAAAUGUAGUUUGUCGGCAGCUCCAGUGUGAGACAGCUGUAAAUGCCAUAACUCCAGUCUCAUAUGGACCAGGAACUGGGCACAUUUGGCUGGACGAUGUGCACUGUCAGGGGAAUGAAUCAUUUCUGUGGAAAUGUACACAUCGAGGAUGGGGACAACAUGACUGCAGGCAUAAGGAGGAUGUGGGAGUAAACUGUACAGGGUUCAAGAUACUGAGGUUAACCAAUGGCUGCUCUGGACAGCUUCAGGUUUUCUAUAAUAACUCUUGGGGCAGCGUCUGUGCUAAUAAGAUGGAUGAGACCACUGCUACGGUCAUUUGUCGUGAGCUGGGCUGUGGAACUCUAACUUCUACCAUUCAUGAAGAAGAAUCAAAUUUGGACCCUGAUCCAAAGUGGUUGGACAAUGUGAAAUGUAGAGGACAUGAAGCUUCCAUUUGGCAGUGUCCCUCUUCACCAUGGGGUAAAAAUGCAUGCACCAGGAGUGAAGUCGCAAAUUUCUCAUGCUCAGGAGUUAUGAAAUUCAACACCAACACCCCAAAGCCCUGUUCAGAGGACAUUGCUCAGGAGCACUGCUCAGAGCCAACAGAUUUAAGACUGGUUGGAGCAACUAAUAACUGUUCAGGGCGAGUAGAAAUAAAGUAUGGAGAUACAUGGGGCACAGUGUGUGAUGAUGACUGGGACCUGAAAGAUGUGCAGGUGGUCUGCCGACAACUUCUCUGUGGGGAAGCAGUGAGUGCAAAACUGGAAUUUGGUGGAGGAAGUGGUGUCAUCUGGCUAAACAAAGUGAAGUGCAGGGGCACUGAGGCCCACCUGUGGGACUGCCAACAUGAACCACUAGGAAAGAAUGACUGUGAGCACAAGGAGGAUGCAGGAGUAAACUGCACAGGAUUUACACAGGAUAACAAGUCUUCAGUACCAAAAGAAGUCUCCAAAAUCACGGCUUCCAAAGAGCAGCCCUUUCUUGUGAUUGUCUGUAUUGUACUUGGAGCUGUUCUUUUCCUUAUAUUUGUCAUACUGAUUGGGCAGGUUCAAACAAAUAGGACGCUAAAGAAAGGAAUGGCCAUGGAUGAACUUCUUCCCAUCAAUAAUGCAGUCUAUGAGGAAAUUGAGUACAAAUUGGCCAGACAGGGAACUUAUGGAGCACCAAGGAAAGGGAGCUUUCUAUCUGAUGAGCUACCAUAUGACUAUGAGGACAUUGAGGAUGAUGACCAAGACCAUGUUUUAGGUGGGAAACUGGCUUCUUUGGAGGUGGGUGGCCCUGGCUACUAUGAUGAUACUGCAAUAGAAAAAAGUGAAGACCUAGCAGAAAAUAUAUCUAAUAAUGAGCUGCCUUACAAUUAUGAUGAUGUUGAAGAUCCUUUAGAAAACACCGAAAUAGAUUCUCAUGCUGCUGUGGAUACUGUCACCAACGCCAACACAGAUGCUAAUGCUCACGCUCACAAAGCUCUUUUCAUGCUGGCUUCUGCAGAUAAUCAGGACGUGAGGCUGAUGGAUGGAGGCAGGAUCUGUGAGGGGAGAGUGGAGGUGUUUUAUAAUGAAGAGUGGGGCACAGUGUGUGAUGAUGGAUGGGACCUGAAUGAUGCUGCCGUGGUUUGCAGACAGCUGGGCUGUGGAGAUGCUCUGUUAGCACCACCCUUGGCUAGCUUUGGACAGGGAACUGGGGAAAUUGUGCUGGAUGAUGUUUCCUGCACUGGGGAUGAGUCAGCUCUGAAUAUGUGUGCAUCAAGACAGUGGGGUUCCUCUGACUGUAAUCACGGUGAAGAUGCUGGUGUGGUGUGCUCAGGAAUGAUUUUGAUAAAUGGUAGCAGCCCAUGCUCUGGAAGACUGGAAGUGUUUCAUCAGAGUAUCUGUGAAGCUAACUUUGAUCAGAUGGCUGCGGAGGUAGUCUGUCGGGAGCUUAAAUGUGGAGCUCCAAAACAAUUUGGUGGAGGCAUGUUUGGUCAAGGAAGUGAUUCAGUUUUGCUAAGAAAAGUCCAGUGUUUUGGAGAUGAAAAUCAAAUUAUUAAUUGUAUAUCCCCUAACAGCACAGCAAACGGUUGCACCAGAAGGAAUCAUGUGGGCAUUGUUUGUGUUCCUUACAGACUGGUAAAUGGCUUCAACUCCUGUUCUGGUCGAGUUGAAUUUUAUUACAACAGGCAGUGGGGGACCGUCUGUGACCGCUAUUGGGACUUGCAGGAUGCCAAUGUAUUCUGCAACCAAAUGGGGUGUGGAUAUGCAAUUAAAGCUCUUGGACAGGCCAGGUUUGGAGAAGGACAUGGAGAAAUCUGGACAGAUAAUCUUCAAUGUGAGGGCAAUGAAGCUGACCUGACAAAGUGCCCAGCUCUCGAUUAUGGGCAGGAGGAGUGCACACAUAAGAAUGAUGCAGGAGUUAUCUGUUCUGUCCAGAAUUUUGGAGUCAGACUGUAUGGUGGUCCCAGCCGCUGUGAAGGAUGGGUAGAAAUUUAUUACAACAGGACCUGGGUGAAAGUGGCUGCACAAUCCUGGAGUGAUAGAGAUGCCUCAGUUGUAUGUCGACAACUUCAGUGCGGCUCUAGGACUCAAACACCAAAUUCCUCACAGUACAUAAAAAGAAACAGAACUUUGUGUCUAAAAGGCUUUGAAUGUCUUGGGAAUGAAAAACAUCUGGGGAACUGCAGCCAUCCACAGGAAAAUGAAUGUAGAGAAAGUAUUGAUGCUGCAGUUGCAUGCACUGAUCACUUUGCCCUUAGACUUGUUGAUGGAAGAGGCAUUUGUGAUGGAAGACUGGAGAUUUUCCACAAUGGGUCCUGGGGGACAGUGUGUGAUGACUCCUGGGACAUACAAGAUGCCAGUGUAGUUUGUCGUCAGCUGCAGUGUAACACAGCUCCAAAUAUCUUAGCAUCAGUUUCAUAUGGACCAGGAAGUGGACACAUUUGGCUGGAUGAAGUGCAUUGUCAGGGGAAUGAAUCGUCACUGCAGAACUGUGGACAUCAAACAUGGGGGCAGCAUGACUGUAAGCAUAAGGAGGAUGUUGGAGUGAACUGUACAGAAUUCAAGGUCCUGAGGUUAACAAAUGGCUGCUCUGGACAACUUCAGGUUUUCUAUAACAAUUCUUGGGGCAGCGUAUGUGCUAAUGGCAUGGAUAAGACCACUACUGCCAUGAUCUGUCAAGAAUUAGGAUGUGGAAAUCUUAGUUCUUCCAUUACAGAAGAAUCAUCAAAGCUGGAUCCUGAUCCAAAAUGGCUGGACAAUAUGAAAUGUAGAGGACAUGAGUCAUCUAUCUGGCAGUGCCCCUCUUCACCCUGGGGUAAAAACAAAUGCUCCAUGAAUGAAGUAGCAGCAUUCACUUGUUCGGGAAAUAAUCCAGUAAACACCAGCCACCCAAAGUCUUGUUCAGAGGACUUCACCCAGGAGCGCUGUUCAGAGCCACAGAAAUUGAGUCUGGUUGGAGGAACAAGUAAUUGUUCAGGGAGAGUGGAGCUGCUCUUUGGAGACACAUGGGGCACAGUGUGUGAUGACGACUGGGACCUGAAGGAUGCACAGGUGGUCUGUCGACAACUUGGCUGCGGAGAAGCAGUGAGUGCAGAGAUGGAGUUUGGCGGAGGAAACGGUGUCAUCUGGCUAAACAAAGUCAAGUGCCGGGGCACCGAGACUCAUUUGUGGUACUGUCAACAUGACCCACUGGGAAGGAAUGACUGUGAGCACAAAGAGGAUGCAGGAGUGAACUGCAGAGGUUUUGAAUCUGAUUUCAAGGCCCGAGUAUCAAAAGACGUCACCAUUGUGAAGACUUCCAAAGAGCAGUCAAUUCUAGUGAUUGUCUGUAUUGUACUUGGCGCAUUUCUCUUUCUAUUAUUAGUUCUACUGGUUGGACAACUGCAAAGAAAUAGAAUGCUGAAAAAAGGAAUGGCCAUGGAUGAACUUCUUCCAAUCCAUAAUGCAGUCUAUGAGGAAAUUGAGUACAAAUUGGCUAGACAGAGAACUUAUGAUGCACCCAGGAAAGGGAGCUUUUUAUCGGAUGAGCUACCAUAUGACUAUGAGGACAUUGAAGAGGAUGACCAAGACCGUGUUCUAGCUUUCUCAGAUAUGAAAGUUGCCUCUUUGGAUGAUGAGAUCCCUGGUUAUUAUGAUGAUACUGCAGUUGAAAAAACCGAAGACCUGUCAGAUUCUUAUGCUGGCAUGGAGUAUCCAUUGUCUCCUGAAUAUGAUGAUAUUGAGGAUGAGCCUGUUGGUGAAUAAAUCACUCUAACGUUAGACUAUGAUCCACAACACCUUCUACAGCAUGCUGAACACAACAAUCCCAAAUUAUGUAUCACAGUGGAUCCUGGUUGAUUUUUUAAGUUUUUAUUUUGCAAGAUAAUACUGUUAACAUAGGAAUGUAAGUCUAAUUCCUGUUUUUGAAAUGUAAAACUUGUUGAACAGAAAGUUUACAUCAUGAGGUAUAUUUUUGAAUGUACUCUUUAAUACCAAAGUAUUUGUUUCUCCUUUCAGGUCCAGUUUUUCAUGUUUUAAAUGAGUCUUUUCUUUUAUUUAACAAGCCCAAUAAAACAUACAGUAAACUGCUCCUUGUAAUUACUGUAUAUGUAGUCAGUGUUUUGGAUAAUUUACAACUUACUUAGCCUCUCAGAACCAAACCAUUGCAUGAGUGGCUUUGACUCUUUUUAAAAAUUUCCAAUGUCUGUUAACUUCUUAAAGUUCCUGAUACUCAGAGUAUGAAGACUGCUUUUCAAGAACAAAAUAGUGUUCUCCCUGGUUUUUUGAUUAAUACAUUCUAGCACUGACCAAAACUUGCUGUUUUCAGUUAUAAUUUAUUAUUAAGUGGCUAAGACCAUCAUCAUAGUUUUUAGGUGACCAAGACAUUGAUGAAUUAUUUUCUUUUUAGUCUGCAAAAUUAGGUUUCUAGCCUUAGACAAAAUUUUAGUUUAAGACCAUUGAUAUAUUUUACGCUUUAAUAUACUGUACAUUUGUUUCUAAAAUAUCUUUUAUGAAUUAAAUAGUAGCCCAGCUAUAUUGCUAUGUGACUAACAGGACUGCAUUGAUGUGCGUCUGUCAAAGGAAACAAACAAGUGAAGGAAGCAAUGUUUCUGCCUUGACUUUCGUGUUGUUAUUAUUCAUUAUGAAACUAAUUAAAAAUUGUCAAGAUCAGUUCAGUGCCAUCUCCUCCAAAACAACCUUUUUAGCUAAUAUGUUGCUGACUUUAGAAGACGUAGUGGGUGCAGUAUUUUAAAAAGUUAUUUCAGGAUUGUGGCUUUAUAAAAAAGGAAUCCUUCUGUAUCAACAAACAUUUUCAAUACUGUGCACAACUUGGUCAAAUAAUGUUUACAAUGAUCAUUUUUACAAGUUUAC
Molecule: messenger RNA, 5847 nt
Organism: Polypterus senegalus (gray bichir)
Lineage: Eukaryota; Metazoa; Chordata; Cladistia; Polypteriformes; Polypteridae
Product: scavenger receptor cysteine-rich type 1 protein M130-like
Exons: 28
Coding region: 1-4740 (1579 amino acids)
Cellular component (GO): membrane
Source: RefSeq, a predicted model, not a curated record